AUGCCGUCUGAACGUCCUCGCUCACCAUCGGCUUCUUCACCGAUUCCCAAGAUCAACGUCAACGGUAGUCAAGUCAAUUUGAGUACUACAACUUCCAAUAAUAACAAUGAUUUGCUAAAUAUUUCCAAUUCACGUAUAAAUGGAUCCACUCGAGAUAAAAGUCCUUCAAGAGAUAGAAGUCCUUCUCGAAACAAGAGCCCAAAUAAUAAGCGUGGGAAAAGUCCAUCCUUUAAUAGUAGACCUAAAAGUCCAUCCUCCCCUUCUUUGGAUACCCCUAAAAAUUCAAAUUCCAAUAGAUCUAGAAACAAUUUUGAUGAUCUACAACAAUGGCUCGCAUCCUCACCAACUGGAAAUAAAAUUAGUAAUCGUUUAAGUCUUCCUACAGAUCCUUCUGAAUUAAACAGUGUAAUAAGAGAAAGUAAUGAACGUUGGGCGAAACUUAAUCUUAUUAGUAGUGAUAAUAAGGAUGGUGAAAAAGGAAGUAUGGGAAAUUUUCAUAAACCUCUCCGAAUUGCACCAAUCUCUCAAUUAUACGGGAGUAAAUCUAUGCAAAGAAAUCCAUCAGAUCAACCCACGGGAAGAUCAAAUGAUUCUUCCCCUUUGAUUCAUGGUGGAUUUACUUUAGCUAGAUCCCGAAGUUUUAAUUCGGCUAUUGAAAGUAAUAAUAAUCGUGUUAGUACGAAAUUUUCGAAAGAAGUACAUCCUCUUCAACAUUCUUGGACUAUGUAUUAUGACAGUAAACCAGCUAUGACCCCAGGUCCUAAAACACCAACCGGAAAAACCUACGAAGAAAAUUUACAAACGAUUGGUUCAUUUAAAUCGGUCCAGACGUUCUGUCGUUACUUUAAUUGGGUUAAAAAACCUAGUCAAUUGGAUUCGAAUACAAAUUUUCAUAUAUUUAAAGACAAAAUUAAGCCCAUGUGGGAAGAUCCGGCAAAUGCUAAUGUAAACUUCACAGUAAAUUCUCAAUUUCAAGUACUUGAUCGAAGUUGGGAAUGGCUCGUGUAUGCAUUGGUCGGAGAAGAAUUAGAUGAAAAUGAUGAUAUUUGCGGGGCUGUAAUGUCUCGUAGACCUCGAGGAGAUCGCAUUGCAGUAUGGGUGAGAGACAAAGACAAUGUUCCUGUGAUUAAUGGAAUUGGGAAACGUUUGUUAAAAAUCCUUGAUUUACAAAACGAAAAUAUCGGAAUGGAUUUUCAGUUUAACGAAGAUGCCCUUAAAUCAGGAACAUCUUAUAACAAUCGAACGUAUUUAUCUCUUGAAAGUUUAAAACAAGAAUUGGAAAAUGCCGAAAAAGAAAGAUUAGAAUUAUCUAAAAAAGAAGAACAACAACAAAAUCAGCAGGAAAUGAAAGAUAACGAUAAUAAAGAAAAUUCAGUAACAAUUAGAAUCACUUACUUAACGCAACAUACUUCCAAUAAAUUAUUAUCUUCUCAAAAAAUCAUAAAUCAAAGAACUCUUCCAACCGUUGAAAAAGUUAAAGAAUGGGAGCAAGAUGAUAUUAUUAAUUUCUUACAAGAAAAAAGAGAAGAAUUAAAUCUUGAAAAAGAAGACAUUAAAAUCAUCGGGAGAAAUAGGGUUUCAGGUGAUGAUUUUCUCAAAUUAAGUUUAGAAGAUCCUAAACUAUAUGGUAUACCAUUUGGUUCAUCAAAAAGAAUUAUUGGAUUAAUCAAGAAAAUUAAAGAUCAACAACGAGUUAGUAGUUUAAGUUAUGGGCAGAAACAAUUGGAAGAAUUGAAUAUAUCACAGGAUCAAUUAAAACCUUCUCAUGUUGGAACUAGUGAAAUCAAAAGACCCGUUUACAUAUUUGUUGACAAUUCAAAUUUUUUUAUACAAGGAAGGGACACUAUUAGUAAUCAUGAAAAUUUGGAUUUUAAAAAUAAUCAUAUAAUUUUUGAUUAUUCUCAACUUCUCAAAUUGGUUAAAGGUAAAUGUGAAUUAGGUAAUACACCAAUCAUUGUAGGUUCCUAUCCUCCACCAUAUAAUUCAUUAUGGAAAAAUCUUGAAAAAAGUGGUUACGAAAUUAAAGUAUUUGAUCGAAAAACCAGAGUCAAUAUCUUUCUCACACUUAAAAUGUCCCAAGUUUUCUAUAGAGAAAGUCAUCCAGGUAUAUUGAUUCUAAUUGCAGGUGAUGGAAAUUAUUAUGAUAUAUUAUUGGAAGCUAUCAAAUUUAAGUGGAAAGUUGAAGUAUGGUUCUGGAAAUCAGGGAUAUCAAGUGAUUAUGUAAAUGAUAAUAAGAUAAAUUAUACACCACUUGAAACUUGUUAUAAAUUCUUUUCAUAUGGAUGUGGACCACCUGAUCACAGCAAAAAAAUGGAAUCCCUUAGGAUUAUUAGUGAUAAAAUAAUUCAAAAUCAAGAGAUAAUAGAAGGACUUGCUGCUUUGGAUUUAUUCUGUUGGUUAAACCGAGAAAAAGAAAUCAUUUCCUUAUAUUUUAAUAAUAAAAUUAAGUUGAAUAAGGCAAGGAAAUGGAUAGAAAAUGAAUAUAAGGAUAUAGUUAUUUGCGAAAAGAAGAUCGAUUCAGUUUAA
This is a messenger RNA of Diversispora eburnea, 2526 nucleotides long. The record is from the annotation of a GenBank genome assembly. NCBI's taxonomy places the organism in Eukaryota, Fungi, Glomeromycota, Glomeromycetes, Diversisporales, Diversisporaceae.